Molecule: messenger RNA, 1098 nt
Organism: Thelazia callipaeda (thelaziosis nematode)
Lineage: Eukaryota; Metazoa; Nematoda; Chromadorea; Rhabditida; Thelaziidae
Source: the annotation of a GenBank genome assembly
AUGAUUCGAAGCUGGAAUACUAUACCUCAGGCAUUUAUUGCCUCAUUAUUUACAUGGGGGAUCACCGCUCUUGGAGCUGCCGUUGUCUUCCUUAUACCACCUUCAAGCAAAAAACUACUAGAUAUAAGCCUAGGUUUUGCCGCCGGAAUCAUGACAGCAGCUUCUUUUUGGAGUCUUUUAGCACCAGCAAUUGAAUUAGCAGAAGCAGGAAUAGGAUCUUUAGCAUUUAUUCCAGUUGGUAUUGGUUUUGUUGCUGGCGCCUUUUUUGUAUAUUUAGCUGAUCGGAUCAUGCCAAGCUGCGUUUUUUCGGAGAUAUCAGUAGUUGAUAUAUUAACAGAAGACGUAUCCGCGGUGGAUCAAAGAUCAUUCUCGAAAUUGGAUGCGAUAGUCGAAGAAAACGUAUGUAUGAUGAGACUGAAGGAAUCAAGCAACAAUGCUACACGGUAUAGAUCUACUACUGCAAAACCAACGGAGCAAAUAAUUCGUCGGCGAACGACUGAAAAUAGGUCAGAUAAUACUAAUGCGGGAAACUCAGAUGCAGGUACGUCUGAUAUAACUUCAACCACUGUUAUCGACAACGAUAAGGUUAACGGUAACCGAGCAACGGAUAAAGAGCGCGCUCUUGUAGCAGCUAUCUCAUGGCGACGUAUUCUUCUGCUGAUUGUCGCUGUUACAGUUCAUAAUAUACCUGAAGGUCUUGCUGUCGGUGUUGCAUUCGGUUCGAUUGGAAAAACAGCUAAAGCAACUUUUGAAUCAGCAUUUACUUUAGCACUCGGAAUCGGUCUGCAGAAUUUUCCAGAGGGAUUAGCUGUUUCACUUCCACUUGCUGCUUUCGGUCACAGUAAAAUAAAAUCCUUUUUUUAUGGGCAACUUUCUGGUAUGGUUGAGCCCAUAGCAGCCUUAGCUGGCUCGAUGGCUGUAAUUUUAAUCGAACCAAUACUACCAUAUGCGUUGAGUUUUGCAGCAGGUGCGAUGAUUUAUGUCGUUAUCGACGACAUUAUUCCAGAAGCUCAGCGGAACGGCAAUGGUCGUCUGGCAUCAUUAAGUUCGAUUGCUGGUUUCUUGAUUAUGAUGUCUUUGGAUGUUGGCUUAGGAUAA